GCAGCACCGUCAUCAGCUGUCAGGCUGCACUUUGACCGUCAUGUAGUAGUGGCUGCUUAGUUGUCCAUUCUGCACGAACAGAGUAGAAUUCCAGAUCAUGACUGAGGAGGCUAUUGAUGUUGUGGUGGUCGGCUCCUGUAUGACUGACCUGGUGAGCCAGGCACCAAGGCUACCCAGAGCAGGGGAAACCAUCCAUGGUCACAAGUUCUUCAUCGGUUUUGGAGGAAAAGGGGCCAACCAGUGCAUCCAGGCUGCCAGACUGGGGGUCAAAACCGCGAUGGUUUGCAAGGUUGGUAAAGACUUCUUUGGAGACAAUUACAUCCAGAAUUUCAAGGACAAUGGCGUAUACACAGACUUUGUAGGGCAGACCUCUGAUGCAGCCACAGGAGCUGCUUCCAUCACUGUCAACGAUGCAGGUGAGAAUGCCAUUGUGAUUGUGGCCGGUGCCAACAUGCUGCUGGGCAGAGAGGAGCUACAGAAAGCUCUUCCAGCCAUCAGUCAUGCAAAAGUGCUGGUGUGCCAGCUGGAGAUCAGUCCACAGAUGUCCUUGCAGGCACUACGCAUGGCUCGCAACAGCAGAGUGAAGACAAUAUUCAACCCAGCGCCGGCCAUUCCUGACUUGGAUCCAGAUUUCUACAAAGUCUCUGAUGUGUUCUGCUGUAAUGAGUCUGAGGCAGAGUUGCUCACUGGUUCCUCAGUAACUAAUGUGGAGGAAGCACAUCGCGCUGGUCAGGAGCUGCUGAAACGAGGCUGCGGGUCAGUCAUCAUCACUUUAGGACCCCAGGGCAGCGUGGUGCUCAAGGCACAGGAGUCUACCUCAAAACACAUUCCAGUUACUGCUGUCACAGCUGUGGACACUACAGGUGCUGGAGACAGCUUUAUUGGAGCGCUGGCAUUUUAUAUGGCUAAUUAUUCCACAGUGCCUCUGGAGGAGAUGGCCCGCAGAGCCAAUCAGGUGGCAGCGGUGAGUGUGCAGGCUGUCGGCACGCAGACGUCCUUCCCCUUCAGACACAACCUACCGGCUGAACUGUUCUGAGAGCAGCAGGCCACAGCAGUGUGAACAGACCAAGCCUGGAUGGGGUCUUAUUGACUGAACAGUGAACUGGUUAAUGAAAUUAGAUGCCUUUGAGAAAUCCAAGAACGAACAAUAAUACGACACUAUUGAGGAUUGAUGAACAAGCCUGUCAAUAUAGCAUUUAUAAUAAGCUGUACGGCAUUGACAUAAUUUAUUGAAUUACCCAAUAAAGAUAUUAUUUCACAUGUGGCUCAAGUACAUGUACCUGGUUGAAAUGUUUUACAUUUGACUGAAUCACAAUCAAUGAUGUAUACAGUGCAGAGCCACUGAGCAGUCAGAACAUAUUCUAUGGCUGAACAGCUGGAGAUCAAGACAGUUGUGGUGGUCCCAAUAUAUCCUCACUUAUUACUUUCUUCUUUAAAAUGUUGGUAAUCGGGAGUUUGCUAAAGCCAGUCUGGUGUUUCUGUUGCAGUGUGGAGAGUAGCAGCCUUUUUACUGAUCCAGGAGGAAGUCUUCCAAAAUAAAAAAAAAUCAGUUGUUGACUGACAAACACUUUGUAUAUCCAUGACAAUAAAAAUAGUCUGUUUAAACCUUG
Amphiprion ocellaris (clown anemonefish) is the source of this 1610-nucleotide messenger RNA. RefSeq names its product ribokinase (gene rbks). The transcript is spliced from 9 exons. Gene Ontology annotation, biological process: D-ribose metabolic process. NCBI's taxonomy places the organism in Eukaryota, Metazoa, Chordata, Actinopteri, Pomacentridae. Gene Ontology annotation, molecular function: ribokinase activity. The record is from RefSeq and is a predicted model, not a curated record. Bases 98 to 1036 code for a protein of 312 amino acids.